AUAGCAGAAAAAUGCUUAGUUUCGUGUCUGUCAAAAAAAAAAAAAAGAAACAUGGCGAAAAGCCACAGUUGAUGUGACUGCUAGCGUCAAGCUGACGGGAUUGUUUAUGUUUAGCUUGCCGCUAGGAAAUUGAUUCCACGUAAAAUUUAAUGAUAAACAUUUAUUGAAAAGAUCAGGACAAAGGCGAAAUAGUUGUUGAACCGACCCGGAAAAGAAUUGCUCAAAAUGUCUAGCCAGGAACGUGGAUUGUUGCGGAAAAUGGAGUUCCCGGACAUGGCCCGUGAUGCUUUACCCAUUAUUGAAAAUCUCAUCAAUCGAAACAAACAUGAUCAGGCGAUGGACUUGAUAGGCGAGUUUGUGUUCCGGGAGCGUCGGGAUGAACAACGGGGCAGCGGUCAGUUUGGAAAAGUGAACACAAACCUGCCCCGGCUGUCCUCGAUCGAAGAGUUUCAGCUGGUGCUGGUACUGUGCGAGUUCUUUUCCCGUCCCGGACCAGAUGCCACCCGAAAUGCCGUGUUUCUUUCACUUUUCGGUGGCUCCGUCAUUCGUACGAGUGUGCUAAACAAGUUGAUCAGCACGGCGGUUUCGGGUUCGAUCGCACCGUUAUUGUGUGCCGCCGGUACAUGGAUGCAACAGUUGGGUUGUACUUCCCCAGCAAGUCUCGAAUUGGCGCAGUGUAUCGUGCGUGAUUUUGUCAUAUUCUCGAAGAAGUCUUCCGAGCAGCUCAAAUCGCUGCCCUUAGUGGCUCCCCGGUUUGCUGCCAAUUUGAUGACCGCUGUAACGGACCUUUAUUUGAACGGCUCCGCGAAAACGCUGGAUUCGCCCCCUGAUCUUCUGUUGGAUGUGAUCACCGAAUGGGUGUCGGAAAAUCCGUCACUGUGCCUCGCUUCCCAGCAGCAGUUAGCGUUGCCGAGUGGGGCUAUCGCAAUGCCGGUAACAACACCCCUAGCCGGGCUUAUCAGGUGGUGUGUUCUGUCUCUGCUCGUAACGGACAAACAGGAAUUGUACAGCAAAUUGCAUCUGGCGGUGCUUCAAAGCUUGCUCGAUGCGACACCUCCGGUAACAACACCCCCAACGCUACAACCGAUCAACGCUCAACAUUUAAUGCUGAUAGUGAACAGCCUUCAGACCGAAAUGGAUAACCACUUGAAAUCAGGAAAAAGCCUCGACGAAGAAAAUUUGCAGAGUUGCUUGGAACGAUUUGCUCAAGCUGUCCAGGUCGGGCUUACAUCACGUUGCAUCUUCGGCAACAUCACUCAACUGAUUUUCCGUUUGGAGUCGCUGCCCGGGAAGAAUAAACUGCUUCAAAUUGUUAUCAACGCUAACAAAUCUAGUUUAUAAGGCGAUAUCUGAGUAAUAUAGAUUUUAUUGUACAUCCAUC
This is a messenger RNA of Anopheles coustani, 1381 nucleotides long. RefSeq names its product integrator complex subunit 15. The record is from RefSeq and is a predicted model, not a curated record. NCBI's taxonomy places the organism in Eukaryota, Metazoa, Arthropoda, Insecta, Diptera, Culicidae. Bases 226 to 1341 code for a protein of 371 amino acids. The transcript is spliced from 2 exons.